This is a messenger RNA of Caenorhabditis elegans, 235 nucleotides long. NCBI's taxonomy places the organism in Eukaryota, Metazoa, Nematoda, Chromadorea, Rhabditida, Rhabditidae. The record is from the annotation of a RefSeq genome assembly.
AAAACUCACCAAUCGCCAAGCACGGGGCAUCCUAGCAUACUUCCUUAUCAUGGAAGUCUACUACUACUACUUCAUGUGCUCUUUUACUCAACACCUAUGGCCCUACAAGAUAUACUUGGGCACCGCAAUCAACUUGAUGUCAAUCCCAGCAAUCAUGAUGGCUUGUUAUGCUAGCAACUCUAAUAUAAUCCAAGUAUCGCGAGUGGAAGCUGACGGCAGCAUUAAAGUAGUUUAA